UUGUUGCUGCUGGCAGGACGCAGGCCGCAGUGAUUUGGUAGCCGCUGCAGUAGGAGGAAGGACCGCGGUUCUACCAUUUCUAUCUUUCAGUUUCAUCUCGAGAUUUUGUUGGUGGUUUCGUUUGGUAGCUGAUCGGGUGAAGUGAAUGUAACAGUGAAGGUUGUUCUAUGAUAACAGAGUCGUAGUAUUACCCACGGAGAGUGACAUCAAUCGCCAUUUUAAUUGCACGUUUCCCUGACAGAACCGCUAGCACAACAAUGGCUCUGAAAAGAAUUCACAAGGAGUUGAACGACUUGGCAAGGGACCCACCGGCCCAGUGUUCUGCAGGACCAGUAGGAGAUGACAUGUUUCACUGGCAAGCCACAAUAAUGGGACCUAACGACAGUCCUUACCAGAGCGGGGUUUUCUUCUUGACCAUACACUUCCCCACAGACUACCCCUUCAAACCGCCAAAGGUUGCAUUUACCACACGAAUCUACCACCCAAAUAUCAACAGCAACGGCAGCAUUUGUCUUGACAUUCUGCGAUCACAGUGGUCUCCAGCUCUCACCAUCUCCAAAGUCCUCCUGUCCAUCUGCUCUCUGCUGUGCGACCCAAACCCGGAUGACCCCUUAGUACCUGAGAUCGCCCGCAUCUACAAGACGGACAGGGAAAAGUACAACAAAAUAGCUCGGGAAUGGACACAAAAGUAUGCAAUGUAGUGUUGGGGUAGAAUCAUGGCCAACCACCUCUACAUAAUAAGGUUAGGGGAGCUUCAGAUGUAAAGAGAAAACAAACAAAAAAACCAUUCAAACAAAUGAAGUUUAAAACAAGAUCUUGUUGGUUUCCAGUGGAGUGCUUUUUUUGAGCCACGCCUCCCCUUCACCAGAGUACCUGUAAAAACUCCCUCCGCCCCACCUCCCUACAUUUUCGCUCUCUCACUCUCUGUUGGACGCCUCCUUCUCCCUCAUCCCUUCCUGCCUCUCAGCUCACUUGACUACCCUACAGUGUACAAAAAGCCAACUUGCAAUGGUUGUUCACAUCUUUCCCAGCCCCCCCUUUUUUCAUCUCCUCCCUACCAUGUGACCUUUGAACCCAUCUCCUGACCUCUGUGUUCCAUUACAUUUUGUCACCAUGCAAGCUGGGCUGUCGCUGCCCAUAAAACUUCCCCUUUUUCAAAUCUUGAGGGGCUUUUCUCUUUAUUUCCCAUUUUUGUAGGAGGGUUGGGGACACACGUGAUGGAGGGAUUUUUACACUCUGUGCCCUUUCUUGUUUUACUGUUCUUGUAAUUCCCAUCUUUAGAGGUGACAAUUGAGGAAAGCGACUCUUGCUAGCGAGUCGAAGGGCACUCUGUAUUUUAUACAAUACAUUAAAGAAAUCAUCGCAAGAUAUAUAAAAUGGAGAAAAAAAAAAAUCACAUGGCCUAUUUUGGUCUUCUGUUGGAUUCUAUGAAAGGACUUGAAUUUAUCCCCCCACCUCCUGCUCCUGACUCCUCCCACCACACCUCACCCAAAAUGACCCCUUUGUACACACAAGUCGAUACACAUUCACGCACAAAUGUAAACACACGUCAUCCCCCACCCCACCACUUCCACCGACUUUUCUUUAUUCACAAAGUGAAGGUUCUGGACCAGGUAUUUAAGCUUUUUAUUUUUCUUAGUUUAACCUUUUUUUUUUUCUUUUUUUUCUUUUUUUACCUCUCCCCAUCCCCCCCAUAACUCUUUAGGAUGCAUUGUUUUUCUUUUCUUUUCUGUUUUUUUUUUUUUUUGCUAUUGGUAAAUUAGAGGCUAACAUCUUAAAUGGCUAUGGGACUGGCUUGGGCUCUGGGUGUGAGGAGAACCCACUCUUCUUGCACAAAACCUCUGUAUAUUGAAUUACCUGAGAGGCUCGUUGAGCUUUGUGUGUUGAUUAAACUGUGUAAUAAAACCCAAUGACUCCUA
Molecule: messenger RNA, 1919 nt
Organism: Labrus mixtus (cuckoo wrasse)
Lineage: Eukaryota; Metazoa; Chordata; Actinopteri; Labriformes; Labridae
Gene: ube2d2
Product: ubiquitin-conjugating enzyme E2D 2 (UBC4/5 homolog, yeast)
Exons: 7
Coding region: 258-701 (147 amino acids)
Biological process (GO): protein polyubiquitination; ubiquitin-dependent protein catabolic process
Cellular component (GO): nucleus
Molecular function (GO): ubiquitin conjugating enzyme activity
Source: RefSeq, a predicted model, not a curated record